AUGUCAUUUGACUGGCUAAAUGUGCCCGGUAUGGGUGUUGAUGAUAAGUACCAAGAUUCAGUGGGUGCUGCACCGCCACCUCCAUCCGUCUCUUUCAACUUCGGUGAUGAUACCACCAAUCUAGAUAGAAAUGCGCAGUCUGCAGAGAACAGAACAAAUGGCCAGGACCCUCCUACUCAUAAAUCUCCAAAGCCCAUGGUGCAAAACUACAAUCAAGGGGGCAGUUCUAAUUCUCUCAAUAUGGUGCGUGACGACGUCUCUAGUAAUGCGCUACAAGGCUCUAUGAGUCGAAGUGGCAAUAUGUCCGACACACAAUUGGUUUCGUACGUGGAAACUCCAGAAGAUUUACGAGUGCCAUUGUCUUUAUCCGCUAAUCAAUUAGAUCAAAAUGAAUUUAAAACGUACAAACGAUGGUAUAACUACUUGUCUUCAAAGAGACGAUCAACGUCGAUUCGUUUAGAAGAGGAUAUCUUCACCUUCCUCGCCAACUUUUGUAUUAGUGAUAUGAUCAAGGAACGAAUCAAAUGCAUAUUUAGAACAUGCCAAAUGUCAGUUAGUAUGGGCCAAUUCUUUGCUAUCUUAAGAACUGUAUCACAUGCCCUACAAAGCAACAGUCUGCCUACGAGAAAACUGAUAAUAGUUAAAGCACCAGUACCCAAUCCAAAGUCGAUUUUAUCAAUGGAGGCUGGACAGGAAACUUAUGAAGAAGUGGAAGAAGAUCCGAAGUAUGAUAUUGAUAACAAGGUAGACUUUGAUAGUUUUGCUUCUUUAUUAUUAACAGGUAAAACUGUGAGGAAAAACAUCAGAAGAAAGAUUAACAAGCGUUCAGGGAAAGUGAAAAAGGUGACAUUCUCCGAAAAUCUAGUAACCUUCCAUGAAGAAAGACACCUAGAAGAUGAGGGUACUUGUUUUGAUGAGAAAUCUAGAGAAAAGAACGGUGAUGAAAGAAGGGAAAACGCUAGCCCAAGCGGAGAUGAGCCAUUGGACUUUUCGUUGCCCAUGGAUCAGUUGUUGAAGAAGAUGGCAGUUAGAAAGAAAAACAAUACUGCGUUGGUUUCGGAGCCUCCCUCGCAGCCAGAAACUGCUGAAGAGAUGGAGGAACUAGCGGAUAUGAGAGAUUCUUUGAACCACUUUAAGCAUAUUCAAACUGCCGAUAACGUUACUUUGGGUGGUUUUGCUAAUCAAUUCAUGUCUUCGAUGGGAACACAAUCCUUGGACGAUCUUAAUGGAGCUGCAGUCAUAGAACCUCUAAAACCCACUGCAACAGGUUCUGCAAACUACCUGUUCCGAUCUCAGAUGUCUAACAACGUUGAUCCGCUAGAAGGACAGCAAGUUUUGGAGCGCCUAAAUCCUACUGCAACAGGCUCCGCUAAUAGGCUAUUUCGCACUCAAAUGGAAGCUAUGAUGAUGCCAGGCCACUUGAAUUCUGUCAAUAGUCAGCAACACCAGCACCAGCACCAGCAACAACAACAACAACAACAACAACAACAACAACAACAACAACAACAACAACAACAACAACAACAACAACACCACCAGCAACACCAGCAGAAUUUUGUGCCGUUAAAACCAACGGCAACAGGCUCCGCGAACUACUUGAUGAAACAGCAAUUCUCACCGCCCAUAAACACAACACAUCCAGCAACCGUCAUUACCACCCCUUCCCUACAAAUACAAGAUUCAGGACAUAUAACGGCUCCUUCUUCAAUCGGUGGCCCCCCUUCUGAACUUCAGGCCCCCAAGCAUUCCCCCCAGAACGCCAAUAACAUGCUAAACGUCAUGAACGGGCCUGUGCCGUGUUACAUCUCCCCCCAGAACUCCAACGGGAUGCUUAAUGUCCCAGAUCCGAACUCUGGUAAAUAUUUCAACCCACCAUUCCAAUCCCCGGUCUCCCCAAACCUCACUCCUCAACACACGUCCCAGGUACAUUACCAGUCUGCCGGUCCGCCGCCGCGUGCAAAUCCAUACCUCAUAGCACAUCCCCAGCCCCAGUAUUCUCAGGGCUUUGUUCCAAACAUUGCCACUCCCCAGCAUAACUCCCGCAUCUUCUCUGCGGGCCACUAUCUCACUCCACAGCAGACCUUCUCACCACCGUCGUUACAUUCUCAGAGCCAGCAGCACACAAACCCCCUCUUACAGCCCCACCCUCUUGGCAAUUCUACCCCUGCCAACCCACCACCCUCUAGAGACAUUCUAGGUGACCUGAGAGCCUUGCAGCAACAGGUAGAUAGUAUCCAUAAUGCCUAUAACAGGCGAUAA
This is a messenger RNA of Eremothecium cymbalariae DBVPG#7215, 2259 nucleotides long. It is a transcript of the gene SCD5, whose product is annotated as Scd5p. NCBI's taxonomy places the organism in Eukaryota, Fungi, Ascomycota, Saccharomycetes, Saccharomycetales, Saccharomycetaceae. The record is from RefSeq and is a predicted model, not a curated record. The transcript has a single exon. The coding region runs from base 1 to 2259 and encodes 752 amino acids.